AUGGGAUCUUCCCGAGACCCUCCACGAAAGAUACGAGGUCCUUUGAACCAGAAGGAGUUUGUCCAAGACUUUGCAAACUACGCGAGGGUUGUUUUCAGCGCUCUAGGCUCCAAAGUCAAGCACUGGACAACAUUUACCGAGCCACACAAUAUCGCUGCAACGGGUUACAAUAUUGGAUCGUAUGCUCCAGGAAGAUCCUCUGAUCGAAGACUGUCUCCGGAGGGGGAUGGCAGUCUCGAGCCUUGGAUAGUGGGGCAUAGCAUCCUUGUCGCCCACGGCACAGUGGUCAGAAUAUAUCGUCAAGGAUUCAAUUCGACUGGAGAUGGGAAAAUUGGAAUUACUCUGAAUGGGUUGUGGCCCGAGCCUUGGAACUAUGCAAGCGAACAAGAUCAUAGAGCUUGCCAAAGGUUCCUGGAAUUCACGGUUGGCUGGUUUGCGGAUCCCAUAUAUUUUGGGCAUUACCCUCGCAGUAUGAUUGAGCAACUCGGGAGACGUUUGCCAGAAUGGACAUCGGACGAGAUUGCCCUCGUGUAUGGAAGCAACGACUUCUUUGCUCUCGACUACUACACGGCCACCUUCAUUAAGAAUCGGGAAGCCGUUCCGGAGGUAGAAGACUAUCUCGGAAAUGUUGACUUACUGCCCCAGAACUCACAGGGACAAAAUAUCGGACCAGAGACCGAUUCUGCCUGGCUUCGACCUUGUGCGAAAGGCCUUAGGAGGCUUUUGAACUGGAUUCACGAUACUUAUAACAAGCCCGAAAUCCAAAUUCUCGAAAAUGGAACAAGCGUCAAAGGAGAAGAUGAUCUACCGAUGGAGCAGAUCUUGCACGACGAUUUCCGGUGUGAAUUCUAUCGAGAUCAUAUCAUGGAAAUGGCGAGGGCAAGAGUGGAGGAUGAUAUAAAUAUCAUGGGGUAUAUGGCGUGGAGCUUGAUGGACAACUUUGAGUGGAACGAUGGUUUUCGCGUUCGUUUUGGUGUCACCUAUGUUGACUACCAUGAUGAUAUGAAGCGAUAUCCGAAGAAAAGUGCCCGGUUGAUAGCUCGACUUUUUCGAGACCUUGUUCAGAAUUGA
Messenger RNA from Aspergillus puulaauensis, 1071 nucleotides. RefSeq lists its product as uncharacterized. NCBI's taxonomy places the organism in Eukaryota, Fungi, Ascomycota, Eurotiomycetes, Eurotiales, Aspergillaceae. Gene Ontology annotation, biological process: carbohydrate metabolic process. The transcript is spliced from 2 exons. The record is from RefSeq and is a predicted model, not a curated record. Bases 1 to 1071 code for a protein of 356 amino acids. Gene Ontology annotation, molecular function: beta-glucosidase activity.